AUGGUGGAGCAUCAUGUUCACGAUCACCGGUUCAUCCUUAUUUUGAUCGGGGAUUCAGGUGUCGGGAAAACUAAUCUCUUAUUACAAUUCUCCAGAAACCAAUUCAACCUUGAAUCCAAACCCAACAACUGUGUUGAGAUCGACGUCGUUAACAUCAACGUUGAUGACAAAAUCAUCAGAGCCCAAAUUUUGGAUGCCCCUGGUGAAGAGAGGUAUCGAGAGCUAGUUGGCACGUACUAUCGAUGCACAAUAGGUGCAUUGAUCGUAUACGAUAUUACACGUAAAGUAACAUUUGAAAACGUGGAAAGGUGGUUAAAGGAGCUUCGGGAUCGCAGAGAUCAAAACAUAGUGAUCAUGCUCGUUGGGAACAAAGCUGAUCAAAUUAACUUACGAUCGGUCCAAAGGGAGGAUGCACUGUCAUUUUCUGAGAGAGUGAAUAUUAACUUAUUCAUGGAAACAUCGGCUCUCGAUAAAUCAAGUGUCAACAACGCUUUCACCAAAUUGUUGGCUCACAUUUACAAGCAUGUGGUACUGAGCAAGAAGGGGGUUGAUAUGGCUAAUCAUCACAUGGUCGAACCCAAGGGACAAACGAAGAACGUUGGAGGUCAUGAAGAUGUUGGGAUCACAAGGGCCAGUGAAUUGAAGUGUCAAUUUGUGGAACUGAAUUGUCAACAAUGUCAUUAUCAGCAAAGGGGUAUGGAAGGGCAAUUUUGUCAAAAACAUCUUGACAUGAGUUUUUAG
This is a messenger RNA of Lactuca virosa, 741 nucleotides long. The record is from the annotation of a GenBank genome assembly. NCBI's taxonomy places the organism in Eukaryota, Viridiplantae, Streptophyta, Magnoliopsida, Asterales, Asteraceae.